Molecule: messenger RNA, 607 nt
Organism: Osmerus eperlanus (European smelt)
Lineage: Eukaryota; Metazoa; Chordata; Actinopteri; Osmeriformes; Osmeridae
Product: nuclear protein 2-like
Exons: 2
Coding region: 60-290 (76 amino acids)
Biological process (GO): regulation of transcription by RNA polymerase II; negative regulation of cell population proliferation; negative regulation of cell cycle
Cellular component (GO): nucleus
Source: RefSeq, a predicted model, not a curated record
UUGUUUACUUGCCGUUUUCACUGCAGACAGAUAACAGACUGAGUCUCUCCUUCAAUAACAUGGCUACAGAAAUCGAAAUAUUUUCGUAUUUCGAAGAAGUACACUAUGACCAAUACGAUUACUACAAUUUAAACGAAUAUCCAUGUCAUUAUGCUGGGAAAGGAAGAACUAAGAGAGAAAUUGGAUUGAACACUAAUCGCCAUUUGCCUGCAGGACACGAGCGAAAAAUUGCUGAAAAAUAUCGCAACAGCGAGCUGAAACGCAGAAGAACCAAAAGUUCUUCAUCUUGAAAUGUCUUACAGGUUUCGGGAAAUGAUUCAAACUCGAAUAUCGACGAUACUGAAUGUCCAACGUGUGUUUCGCCUUCUCUGACCAAGGAGUCAAGAUAACUUGAUUUGUGAUCUUGAUCCAGUUAGUGAACGGACUUCGAAAUGGCCAGGGAGGCCAUGAGAGCCAGAUCUUGUUACAAAAAUGUUCCCACUUCGAUACCUGUGAACUCUUCAGGUGUUCCAGUGUACUAUCGUGGGUUGAGUGGUUGUAUAGACUAGCAAACUAUACUAUAAUAAAGAGUUGUAUAAUAGCUAAAUAAAUAUGCUAUUUCUCAGAA